Angiostrongylus costaricensis is the source of this 1071-nucleotide messenger RNA. NCBI's taxonomy places the organism in Eukaryota, Metazoa, Nematoda, Chromadorea, Rhabditida, Metastrongylidae. The record is from the annotation of a GenBank genome assembly.
AUGUUGUCUCGCAUUGUGAGACCGAUUUCUAGAACUACUAACCUGUUACUAACUGCACAGCGGUCCGCCAUUUGCGCUGCGAGACCCGCACCUGAAAUUGCACACAAAUUAAAGAUAACCAUUAUACCUGGUGAUGGUGUUGGGCCGGAGCUCAUCUACACCGUUCAGGAUAUUGUGAAAAACACCGGAAUUCCUCUGGAUUUCGAAGAAAUAUUUCUUUCUGAGGUCCACUACACACGGUCCACAUCUAUUGAAAAUGCUGUGAAGUCGAUUUCUCGGAAUAACAAUGUUGCACUCAAAGGCGCAAUUCAGGAAUCCGCCGUACUUCAUACUGAAGGAGAACUUAGUGGACUCAACAUGCGACUUCGUAAGGCCCUCGACCUUUUCGCAAAUGUGGUACACAUCAAGUCGUUGGAUGGUAUCAAAACCCGACACGGGAAGAAGCUUGAUUUUGUUAUUGUUCGAGAACAAACUGAGGGAGAAUACUCUAGUUUAGAACACGAAUUAGUCCCAGGUGUAAUAGAGUGCCUAAAAAUUUCCACUUCUGAGAAGUGUGAACGUAUAGCUAAGUUCGCGUUCGACUAUGCAACUAAACACGGCAGGAAAAAGGUGACAGCCGUUCACAAAGCGAACAUAAUGAAGCUAGGAGAUGGAUUAUUUCUCAACACAUGUCAUGAGGUUGCCAAGAGAUAUCCCAAGAUCGAAUUUGAAUCGAUGAUUAUUGACAACACUUGCAUGCAACUUGUAUCAAAGCCGGAGCAGUUCGAUGUCAUGGUUAUGCCUAAUCUUUACGGCAAUAUAAUCGACAAUCUUGCGGCAGGUCUCGUGGGUGGCGCUGGUGUGGUCACUGGUCAGUCCGUUGGAAGUGACUAUGUGAUUUUCGAGCCUGGUAGUCGACACUCUUUCCAGGAGGCAUUGGGAAGGUCGAUUGCAAAUCCAACUGCAAUGAUUCUUUGCGCUGCGAACCUGUUAAAGCAUCUUCAUCUCGACGAGUAUGGUAAUGCUUUGCGAGACUCUGUAGAAAAAGUCAUUCGUGAGGGGAAAGUUCGCACAAGAGACAUGGGAGGGUAA